AAAAUAGAUCGAUAUAGUGUCGUCGUUUUCGUGUGGCCGCCGUUCGAAUUGUCAUCGUUGCAUUGAGAACAGGCUCUGUUCUGUGUCGAUGGUACACUAUCGAAGAAUCGCAGUUGCAUUAAAGUUGGAAAGCCUUUCGGAUAUCCACCCGUGAAUCGCGGUCGAACGUAUCACGACGUCAACGGUGGGGCCGUCAAACGAAACAUGGCGUCCGUUAGGUUAUCACUAUGAGCGCUCGUCAAUUUGAUCUUAUUAAAUGUGGAAUUAUCGUUUAACCUGCGGACUGACGCGGAGCGUCGCGUCCUCGUGGAGAGGAACACGAUGCUUUGAGAAACACAUAGAAGGCAUAUUCCUCGACUAACCAGAAGAUUUUUAACCGAAAAGGAAUCCUUCUCGUCAACAGUGGCUUGUGGGUAUACACACCCUGACGCGACACUUCGGUGGAACAAUUUCAAGACAACUUUUCGUCAUUCCACCUAUAUCGAAUUAUUGUCCAACGAUUACGUCGUGACAAAAAACAAAAUUGACAUCACUUUUGACAGCCCUUAUGUGACGUCGGUGAAUUCCUCAGCCAAAAUGCCGGCCCCCUACUAAAUUGUUUUUAUUCACGGGGUGGUAGCGAUAACGAUUACAUUCUUUCACCCCGGUUAUUAUCGUGAAUAUUGUGUGUUAUAUCGAAUUCUCAUUUUAAUAUUCAUAUACUAUGAUGUUUAACAACUUGUAUCACAACCAUGUAUCACGUUUACACGAGCAUUAUUAAAAGUUACAUGAUACAUAGGUAAAAAAGUUAUUUUCAAAGUCUGAUAACUUUUCUAAGGACUUUAUGCAAAAUGAAUAAAUGAGAGAAACUCAUUGAUAUAACUUUGUUCAAUUAAUUUAUCAUUUCAAUGGGGAAACCUUGAGAUAAUACUUUUUUGUUUUGUGUGAUGUGUAAUCAAAGAGACAAAUUAUUGUCUAGAGGUGCAAAAAUAAGAGACUGUGAUUUGCACGGACUAAAAGACUACGGAAAGUGUUGAUCCAUAUGCCGCCGGCCGGGCUAUCGGCAAGGGGCUUGUCUACCUUGAUGGACCACGGACAACCAGAUGCUCGUCAUCGGAGCGAGCGGUUUUUACUUUAUCCAGAGAAUGGCUCCACAUAUUCUCAUACUUCUAGUACAGCCACCUUGUCUCCACGAUAUCAAUCUGGAAACAGAGGGAACAAUCAUUCCACCAGUUACGGAUAUUUAUAUGGACGAACGUCCAGUAACAAUAUGUCAGACAGCAGUGUUUCUGAUACACACAGUGGUGGUACGGCAAGAACUGUUUCCCAACAAACUAGUCCAUCUCAUGGAACGCAUUCAUCAUCUCGUUCACGACAAGAUAAUAGCUCAACUAUUUUCACUGCGCUAUAUGAUUAUGUUGCUCAAGGCGAAGAUGAGUUAUCUUUACAAAGAGGUGAAACUGUUGAGGUUUUGUCCAAGGACUCGAAAAUCUCUGGCGAUGAGGGAUGGUGGACUGGAAAAAUUCAUGGCAAAGUUGGUAUUUUUCCAGCUAAUUUUGUUGCCGAGGUAGAGAGUAUCGAUAGGGUAUCAUCAGUGAUUGAUAAAGUUCAACCAAUUGAAAUAGAUUUUGAAGAAUUGCAAUUAGAAGAAGUUAUUGGUGUUGGUGGUUUUGGUAAAGUGUAUAGAGGGUUUUGGCAAAAACAUGAAGUAGCUGUGAAAGCAGCACGCCAGGAUCCAGAUGAAGAACCUAGUGUAAUAUUAGAAAAUGUCAGACAAGAAGCAAAAUUAUUUUGGUUAUUAAAACAUGAAAAUAUUGUGCAAUUAGAAGGUGUUUGCUUGAAAAUGCCAAACAUGUGUCUUGUCAUGGAAUAUGCUAGAGGGGGUAGUUUAAAUAGAGUUUUAAGUGGUAGAAAAAUCAGACCGGACGUUCUUGUAGAUUGGGCAAUUCAAAUUGCACGUGGUAUGGAUUAUCUUCAUAAUAAAGCACCUGUCAGUCUUAUUCAUAGAGACUUAAAAAGUUCUAAUGUGUUACUAAGUGAACCUAUUGAAAAUGACGAUCUUCAAUAUAAAACAUUAAAAAUAACAGAUUUUGGAUUGGCUAGAGAAGUUUAUAAAACCACACGUAUGUCAGCUGCAGGAACAUAUGCCUGGAUGGCGCCGGAAGUUAUUAAAAAAAGUACUUUUAGUAAAGCUAGUGAUGUUUGGAGUUACGGUGUACUUUUAUGGGAAUUGUUAACUGGUGAAACACCCUAUAAAGGUAUAGAUGCAUUAGCUGUAGCUUAUGGUGUUGCAGUCAAUAAACUGACGCUUCCAAUUCCAUCAACUUGUCCUCAACCUUGGAGGUGUCUCAUGGAAGCUUGCUGGUCAUCAGACAGUCAUUGCAGACCUGGUUUUGCGGAAAUUUUAUUAGCAUUAGACGAAGUACGUAGUGCAUUUGCAGCAACACCACAUGAAUCAUUUCAUACGAUGCAAGAAGAUUGGAGGCUUGAAAUUGAACAAGUUCUUCAUGGAUUGCGCAUGAAAGAGAAGGCAUGCCGUUCUCUUGAAGAGGAAUUGCGCUGUAGAGAAGAGGAAUUGACAAAAGCACAAGUGCAACAACGACAACAUGAAGAAAAUUUGCGACAACGAGAACAAGAAUUAGCGGCACGUGAAAUAGAUUUAUUAGAACGUGAAUUAACAGUCAUGAUAAUACAACAACAAAAUACACCUACGCCGAAUAAAAGGCGUGGUAAAUUUAAAAAAUCUAGAUUAAAAUUAAAUAAAAAAGAACCAGGAAGUAAUAUUAGUGCUCCUUCAGAUUUUCGUCAUACGAUAACUGUUCAGCAUACGGCCUUAGACAGAGGGAAAGGUAGAAAUCCAUCAAAACCAAACAGUCCACCAGGUUCACCUAGUAUUCCAAGACUUCGUGCAAUUGCAUUACCAGCAGAUGGAGUUAAGGGUAAGACUUGGGGACCAUCUACUCUUCAUCAACGAGAGCGUGGAGCUAUAAUCACACAACCACCAAAUCCUGCAUCGCCCGGUGGCAAACGUUGGUCUCGUUCUGCGCCAGAUCUUGAAAAGACUCCACUGCGUACAGCUUUGCUGGCAAGCGCACAUCGUUCCCCGCUUCUGCAAGAAAUAGGCCUUUCUGAAGAAAGCAUUUAUCCCACUCAUUAUACAGCAUUACCAUCUGAUAUCUCAACCGAAUGGGUACCACCGGAUUAUUCGUUAACACCUGGAUUGACUGGUCCUUACAUCAUGCCAAUGCCUGUUCCUAUGCCUACUCUAUACAAUGGUGAAAUGAAAAAACCAAAGUUAAGCAUAAUUGAGCUGGUAUUAUACAAUAUCGCAGCCAUGUUGGCUGGUGUGGCGACAGGGUAUGAUGUACGAAUGUCAAACAUAUCUCCAAUUCAUCCAAGACUACAUCCACGAUUAAAUGAAUGCGAAGAUGAUAUACCAAGAUGGUGGUUACAUGGAGAUUUUGGAUCAAAUCGUAAUUCUAGUUACCUUGGCCCUGACUAUGAAUUUAGUUCGAGCAGUGGUUAUCCUCAUAAUACUUAUCAUGGACCAGCUCGUCAUUAUAGGCCAUUUUUGAGUAAUAUGGGUGGUAUUGCUCCAGGUCUUCCUCCUAGUGUUAUACCAGAUAAACCUUUACGGUUUACAGAUUCACCACAACAUUAUGUCAGUAGUACAGGUUCAAAUGCCCCAACACCAAGCCCACGUAGAAAAAGUAGUAGUACAAGUAAUGAGGAUACAUACCCAUCUGAUACGGGUAGAGUUGAACGUAUAGAAAGGGCACCUACAAUUUAUUUAGGAAAUGUUGCACCAUUUCCUGAUUAUGGACCACCAGUGUAUUCAGUUGUUCCAUCGGUAAGACGUAAUCAACCUGAACCAUCUUAUUUUGUACAUCCAGAUUAUCAUGAAAGAAUGUUAGACUGUGCUGAAUUUCCACAUGCAUAUGACAAUCCAAGUAGUAUAAAUAAUACUGCUCGACCUGCAUCAAGACUUCCUUCGUACACACACCAUCGCACCUCAUCGAACGUUUCCAAUGCAAGUACAUCAAGUCAGAGUAACAUUAAUCCAACAUUUCGUUUAGAGGAUGAAGAAAUUUACUCUUUAUAUCCACCAGGUUCCUAUUAUCCACGAUCAUCAAACAUUAUCUCAAAUAUAGCAUUAUAUAAUUCUGGUAUACUUAAUCAUGAAUAUGGUCAGACAUUUAUAUCCCGUCAAAAUUCUCACGAAUCAAAUUCGAAUUCUGGAGAACGUCCAAGUAAUCUCGAAGUAGUUACACGUUUACGUUCGAGUUUGAAACGAUCUAAUUAUUCUUAUAAUUCUCCAAAUAAAGGUACAAGUAAAAAUAAUUCAGGAUCUUGUACGCCAACGAAUCCAACACCACCAGAUUCAUUAACGUCGGAAGAUUCGAGUUACGUUUCAGCAAAAGAUAGUCAAAUUUCUAUAAGUAGAGUUAGAUUUUCUCCUGUAACAUUUGAUCGAGAAGUAUCGCGCGAUAUUAGGGAAACAUUAUUAGAUAUUCCUGUGCAUGGACAAACGCAAGAUGCGACAGUACCUUUACAAGCUAAUCGGCGUCCGAAUAGAAAUAGAAAACCAAGUAUCUCUGAAUUAGAAAGAGAAUUUUUAUCAUAGCACUGGCUUAUUUAAAAUAAUGGGAAGAUAGCAAGAGUUAUUAAUAGCCAUUGUAAUAAUCUAUUCAUUUUGAAAAUAUCAUACACUGUAAUUUUUGUGUAAUUGAGAGAUUCGAAUGGAAUGUGCGGCGAAAUACUUUAAUAGGGAAUGUUAUAAGGGCGAUGUAUUUACGAUCUACGUCAUUAAAACACUGCCUCUUGUAAAAUGUUUUCAUAUAACAAUAUAUUACAGAAGAUCUUAUACACUAAGAAUAUUUUACAUUCCAGUUUAACUUGUUAGUUGAGAUAAUCAAGAUGAUUAUCUAAUAAGAUAUUAAUCUAUUUAUAAUGAACAAAGAAUCAUUGUGUCUCUUGCAUUACAAUUUACAUUACAUAAUAAUUCAUGAAAAUAAUAGGAAUAUAU
Molecule: messenger RNA, 5005 nt
Organism: Polistes dominula (European paper wasp)
Lineage: Eukaryota; Metazoa; Arthropoda; Insecta; Hymenoptera; Vespidae
Product: mitogen-activated protein kinase kinase kinase 11
Biological process (GO): protein phosphorylation
Molecular function (GO): ATP binding; protein binding; JUN kinase kinase kinase activity
Source: RefSeq, a predicted model, not a curated record